AUGUAUUCUGUAAAUGUAGUUUGUGAAAGGAAACCACCACCUCCAAUUUAUCCAGCAAAUCAUAAAACAAUAUUCUUGUUGGACCACACUCCAUAUUUUGGAACAAAUUGUGAAAGCUUAAUUGAAUUUGACUUUUCGAAAACCCGAGGUCCAGGUGUCAUUCCUUUGGCUCCAAUAGCAAAAACACUAUGGACUUGUAGUGUUGAGGCAGCUAUCGAGUACUGUCGUAUUGUGUGGGACCUCUUCCCAACUGGAAAAUUGGUCAGAUUCAUUAUCAGUGAUACCAAAGGACACUCCCUUAACUCAUGGAGCCCAACACAGCAAAGUUUAAAUCACCUUUUGAAUGGUUUGUCAGUAAUUGGCACACCAUCUCCGGCUGUGAGUGGAGAAACAUACAAUAUUUACCCUGGUUUGAAGUCCGCUGUCCAAGCAAUGUGUGAGUGUUCCGAACAGCAACAUGAAAAACGGACCUCAUUGAACGAAUGCCCUUAUCCAGUGAUAAAUAGGAACAGACUUAUUUGCAUCACAUCAGUUCCUGACAACGAAAAAAUAAAACUGCUUGAAGAGAAAUUACAAGCUGAGAUUAUUCAGGAAAACAAAGUCGCUUCCUCAUCAGAUCUAUUAAUUCCUAUUGAUCACUGUGAACUUAUUAUUCUCAAUAUCCAGCCAAAUGCAACAGAAAAUAUACCAAAGCACAAGGUAUCUAAUAUUUUGGAAAGUGAAACUCAUAAUGUGAAAGCAUCUUGCGGUCUUGCUAACAAAUUGGCAUCUCUUAUUCUUCAACACUAUAACCUAGCGAGUACAACUGUGACUGGGAUUCCUAUGAAAGAAGAACAAAAUGCCAGUUCAUCUGCAAAUUAUGAUGUUGAAAUUUUUCAUGCUGCAAAAGCACAUGAAUCAUUAUUCAAAGGUUGUGGCGUAGAUAUCAACCAAAUAAGCACACGGAAAGAAGGUAUGGAAUAUUCGACAAUAACUUUGAAAUGGUGUACUCCUAGAGGCUGCACAGCGUCUGAAAUGCAUAAUUGUAUUUCAAUGUUUAGAAUAACUCCUGUGGAUGUAAAUAGCCGACCUUCAUCUUGUUUAAUUAAUUUCUUAAUCGGAGGAAGGUCUGUUAUGUUGGAAGUGAUAAGACGGAAUGGAACUAAAUCCUUAUCACACUUACUCGCUGCACACUCAGGUCAAAUAUACAUGCACAGCCUGUCCAUUGGAAGGUCAUUGCACGAAGAUCCACCUUCUAUAAGUGAAGGAAUCGGUGGUCGAGUCACUGACUACAGGAUUACAGAUUUUGGUCUCUUUAUGCAACAAAACAAACUGUUGCCUUGUAAGAGUUCUAAAUCCCAAAGCUCAACUGUGAAGAAGACCAGGGGAAGAUUAGAAAGGCAUACUAGAUUUUGGCCGAUGACUAUUUCAUCUACUGUUAUAUUUAAUUUUAAACAGUACUUGGAGCCAAUAUUGACCCUGAUGUUACAACCUGAGCUUCGGGAACAAGAGGUCCAGCAAUGUAAACAGUGCAUUUAUUCUCUAGUAGGGCUCGAAGCGAAGCAUGAACCUCUUCAUUCAGUAUCGAGUGGUCAGCGUGGCAAAGGACCCAAGAGUUCGAGAGAAGAACAGUAUAAACAACUGUGGUCUGAACUUGAGGCUUUCCUUAGGGCACAUUGUAUCACUGAUAAACAUAUUAAUAUUUUAAACUGCUUGUUGGAAGUUAGGAAUAAAGAUUCACCUUCCGAUUUAGGAGAUAAAGUGGAGUUGGACCAAGCGCUUCGAGAGCUCGAUCAAUUAACUUCCAAGGGAUCUGAAAGAGUGUCAGUGAUUCGAGCAACAACCGAUUCUCCGCUUUCGCCCGAUCCAGUUCAUCACAUGCAGAAUAAAACAGUUUUGGAACUUUGGGUUUCGAAGUUUUGUAGGAUAAAACCGAGACCAGACUUUGCUGGUUUGGCUAAUGCUCAGGUAUUGCCAGGUGGAAGACUAAAAGCUAAACUUUAUCCACAUUUAAAGGAUCGAUCCAAAACGUCUUCCAAACCUCCGAGGAUUAUAGAGUAA
Molecule: messenger RNA, 2040 nt
Organism: Nezara viridula (southern green stink bug)
Lineage: Eukaryota; Metazoa; Arthropoda; Insecta; Hemiptera; Pentatomidae
Source: the annotation of a GenBank genome assembly